AUGACGCAGCGGCCGUGCGUGCUGUGUGCGCCUGCGCGGAAAGGAUGCAGUCAGAGGUCAGUUCGUCUCCCAGCGUUUUACUGGUGGAGGCGUUCUACGGCGGCUCUCACAAACAGCUGAUCGACCUGCUGAAGGAAAACUUUGACGGCUGCUCCGUCUUCACACUUCCUGCAAAGAAAUGGCACUGGAGGGCGAGAACGGCGGCACUCUACUUCAGCCAGACCAUCCCCGUCUGUCCGUCGUACAGAGUUCUGUUCAGCAGCUCGGUCCUCAACCUGUGUGAGCUGGUGGCUCUCAGACCGGAUCUGGCCCUGCUGAAGAAGGUUCUGUACUUCCACGAGAACCAGCUGGUCUAUCCGGUCCGCAAAGACCAGGAGAGGGACUUCCAGUACGGAUACAACCAGGUGCUGUCAUGCCUGGUGUCGGAUGUGGUGUUGUUCAACUCCAGUUUCAACAUGGAGUCCUUCUUGUCCUCCAUCCCGUCCUUCAUGAAGAAGAUCCCAGACCACCGACCCAAAGACCUGGACCACCUGAUCCGCCCUAAAUGUGUGGUUCUAAACUACCCGGUCCGGUUCCCUGAUGUCAGCAGGCUGCUCCCCAAACACAAACUCCUCCGCUGGAGCGCAAAUGUCAAUGAUCAGAAACCUGUUAGUGACCAGGAUCCACAUCAGUCCACAUAUGAACCCACUACAGAUCCACUUCAGUCCACAUCUGGACCCACUAGAGACCUGGACCCUGCUGGUGAAGCUGCAGACCAGGUGAAGCCUCUGCACAUUGUGUGGCCUCACAGGUGGGAACAUGACAAAAACCCUGAGCUGUUCUUCAACACUCUGCUGAAACUGAAGGAGAGACGACUGGACUUCCAUCUGUCGGUGCUUGGAGAGACGUUCACCGACGUACCAGAGAUCUUCUCUGAGGCCAGACGUUUGCUGGACUCCCACAUCCUGAACUGGGGUUACCUGUCCAGUAAGGACGACUACCUCCAGGUGUUGUGUCAGGCCGACGUCGUCGUCUCCACCGCCAACCACGAGUUCUUUGGUGUCGCCAUGUUAGAAGCCGUCCACUGUGGCUGUUAUCCUCUGUGUCCGAAGGCGCUGGUGUAUCCCGAGAUAUUUCCAGCACAGUACCUGUACUCCACACCUGAGCAGCUCUGUAAACGACUACAGGGACUCUGCAGGAGGCCCGAUGUCGCCCGCAGACACGUCGUCACGGUUGACACCUCCUCCUACUCCUGGGCCGCUCUACAACCGAGGUUCCAGACUCUGCUGGCAGCCGAGGGCCUCUGAACGCACCACGGACAUCUGGAGGUCCGCUGGUUCAAAUUGGUCCGGGUCGUCUCUGAGCUCUGAGUCAAAGUGGUUCUGGACUCUUCAUGUCUCCUGAACACAGACUGUUGGUGUUUGGAGGGUUGUGUUGAAUCUGUCAUGUUUCAGCAUCAUGUUUAAACACAGAUUGGACUGAAUUGCCUGGUCCUGGUCUCAGCUCUGGUCCUGGUCUCAGCUCUGGUCCAGUAUCAUUGGACAAGUUUCAACUCAGUUUUGCAUUUAAAGGUUGAUUUUUUAUCCUUUUUUUAAUGAUGUCACAUUUUCUAAGAGACGACUUUAACAAUGAAAACUUUUUUACACGAGUCAAAAAUCUGAGUUUUUAAAAAUGAAAUCAGUCAAAAACGGUUUAUUCUGUUUGGAUCAAAUAAAACAUUUGUCUUUGAAAAGAGAUUGGAAUAUAUGACCUCAGUGUCCUUAGUAGUAACUACAGCUCUGUCUGAGGUGGAACCUAAAGCUGGCAGAAAGUAGUGAGUCAUGUUUAUGUUACAGAGACAGCUGCUGGAUUGUGGGUAAUGGAGUCAGGAAUCCUGAACACAUCACAUUACUGUCUGUUGACCAUGAACGCCUCACGCUGUUGUAUGUUGAACCUGAACGCAUCAUUGUAUUUUGAUCCUCAAUGCAUCACAUUAUUGUCUGGUGUCCCUGAAAGCCUCAUGCUGUUGUCUGUUGUCCUUGAAUGCCUUACACUGAUUUUAUGUGGACCCUGAAUGCCUCACUGUUGUUUAUUGUUCUUUAAUGCAUCACGGAGUAGUCUGUUAAACAUGAAUACAUCACGCUGUUGACUUUUGACCUUGAACGCAUAAAACAAUUUUCUGUUGUCCA
Messenger RNA from Amphiprion ocellaris (clown anemonefish), 2147 nucleotides. It is a transcript of the gene qtman, whose product is annotated as glycosyltransferase-like domain containing 1. The transcript has 10 exons. Bases 45 to 1286 code for a protein of 413 amino acids. Lineage: Eukaryota; Metazoa; Chordata; Actinopteri; Pomacentridae. Gene Ontology annotation, molecular function: glycosyltransferase activity. The record is from RefSeq and is a predicted model, not a curated record.